Molecule: messenger RNA, 1269 nt
Organism: Onychomys torridus (southern grasshopper mouse)
Lineage: Eukaryota; Metazoa; Chordata; Mammalia; Rodentia; Cricetidae
Gene: Hjv
Product: hemojuvelin BMP co-receptor
Exons: 3
Coding region: 1-1269 (422 amino acids)
Biological process (GO): BMP signaling pathway
Cellular component (GO): plasma membrane
Molecular function (GO): coreceptor activity
Source: RefSeq, a predicted model, not a curated record
AUGGGGGAUCGAGGCCAAGCCCCUAGUCCCCGGUCCCCCCAUGGCAGCCCCCCAGCUCUAAGCACCCUCACUCUACUGCUGCUCCUCUGUGGACAGGCUCACUCCCAGUGCAAGAUCCUCCGCUGCAAUGCCGAGUACGUCUCGUCCACUCUGAGCCUUCGGGAAGGGGGCUCAUCGGGCACGCCGCGUGGAGGAGGCCGUGGUGGGCUGGCCUCGGGUGGCUUGUGUCGCGCGCUGCGCUCCUAUGCGCUCUGCACUCGGCGCACGGCCCGCACCUGCCGCGGGGACCUGGCCUUCCACUCCGCGGUGCACGGCAUCGAGGACCUCAUGAUCCAGCACAACUGCUCCCGCCAGGGCCCCACGGCCCCGCCCCCGGCCCGGGGCCCCGCCCUUCCCGGAGCUGGCCCCGCCCCCCCGACCCCAGACCCCUGCGACUACGAGGCCCGGUUUUCCCGGCUGCACGGAAGGGCCCCGGGCUUCUUGCAUUGCGCCUCCUUCGGGGACCCCCAUGUGCGCAGCUUCCACCACCACUUCCACACAUGCCGUGUCCAAGGAGCUUGGCCCCUGCUGGAUAACGACUUCCUUUUUGUCCAGGCCACCAGCUCCCCCGUGGCAUCCGGGGCCAACGCUACCACCACCCGGAAGAUCACCAUCAUAUUUAAGAACAUGCAGGAAUGCAUUGACCAGAAAGUCUACCAGGCCGAGGUGGACAAUCUUCCUGCAGCCUUUGAAGAUGGCUCUGUCAAUGGAGGCCAGAGACCUGGGGGCUCGAGUUUGUCCAUUCGAACUGCUAACCCUGGGAGCCACGUGGAGAUCCGAGCUGCUUACAUUGGGACAACUAUAAUCAUUCGACAGACAGCUGGACAGCUCUCCUUCUCCAUCAGGGUAGCCGAGGAUGUGGCGCGGGCCUUCUCGGCUGAGCAGGACCUGCAGCUGUGUGUCGGGGGGUGCCCUCCGAGUCAGCGACUCUCUCGCUCAGAGCGCAAUCGGCGCGGGGCUAUAGCCGUAGAUACCGCCAGAAGGCUGUGUAAGGAAGGGCUUCCCGUUGAAGACGCCUACUUCCAAUCCUGCGUCUUUGAUGUUUCAGUCUCUGGUGACCCCAACUUUACUGUGGCCGCUCAGACAGCUCUGGACGAUGCCCGAGUCUUCUUGCCGGAUUUAGAGAAACUGCAUCUUUUCCCCUCAGAUGCGGGGCCUCCUCUUUCCCCAGCAACCUUCCCAGUACCGCUUCUUUCAGGCCUUUUUGUUCUGUGGCUUGGCGUUCAGUAA